CGGAUUUCAGCCGGAGAACGGCUUCAGCAGCCAUGGCGUCUGGGAAAGGCUUUCCCUGACCGGCCCAGAGACUAGGAAGCACUUUCUGUAUUUUUGGGAGCGUGGAAAAAGUCUUGCGGAUCUUUUGAAUUUCUCUUUGUCUUUCUCUCCCCACCCGCCGAUUCUCUUCUAACGGGGAGAGAAUAAUUGGUCGCAAUGAAGGAUUACAAGCUUCCCAAGGAGAGGAAAAUGAAUAUUUAUCACCCACCUUCUGGGGCCAAAGUGCAGGCUUUUAACUCGGGCUUGAAAUACAGCAGUAAAACAGAGGACAUGAACGGCUUCGAGGAAGGGGUUGAGUUCCUCCCUACCAUGAAUGCCAAGAAGCUGGAGAAGCGUGGCCCGAAGCGGUGGGUGCUGGUGGUAGCCAUCGUAUCUGUUAGCCUCCUCCUCUCCCUCUUGGUGGGGUUCCUCGUCUGGCACUUCAAAUACAGGAAUGCCCUUGUGCAGAAGCGCUACAAUGGUCACCUGAGGCUCACGGGGGCCCGAUUCAUCGAUGCCUAUGAAAAUUCUACUACUUAUGAAUUUACUGUCCUGGCCAGUACAGUUAAGCAAAUGCUCACCGACAUCUAUCAAAAUAACCAGGAUGUUGGUCCUUUCCACAAGAAGACGAUGAUAACUGCUUUCAGUGAGGGAAGUGUUAUAGCUUACUACCGGUCAGAGUUCAGUGUCCCAAAAUACAAGGCGAAUGCGCUGGACAAGGCCAUGGCAAACAUCGGGGCUUUCCCUCAAGCGGGGCCAACAAAGCUCCGGAACCCAGAGCUGCGGGUCGAGUCGCUCGUUGCUUUCCCUUCUGAUCCAGAUAUAAUGAAGACUUCAUGGAACAGAAGCUGCCAUUACGCCUUACAUGCCAAAGAAGGUGUCGUCACCACCUUCACCACGCCGGGAUUCCCCAACAGCCCCUACGCAAACAACGCACACUGCCUCUGGGUGCUGAGGGCCGAUGCAGACUCUGUCAUUAGUCUGACCUUCACGACAUUCGAUGUGGCGCCAUGUCACAUGGGCGACGACUUCGUCAAGGUGUACAACUCACUGAGCCCGGUGGAGGCCCAUUCACUGGUGAAGCUGUGUGGCAGCUAUAAUCCAUCAUACAACCUGACCUUUGUUUCCUCGCAAAAUGUUAUGCUGGUCAUGUUAAUCACAGAUGCUAAAGGGAGGUACCCAGGAUUCAAGGCACAGUUCUUCCAGAUGCCAAAGAAGAAAUCCUGUGGCGGAGUUUUGAGUGGCAUGUCUGGCAAUUUCAACACCCCUUAUCACCCAGGCCACUAUCCUCCUAAUAUGGAUUGCACCUGGAAUAUACAGGUCCCCAGAGACAUGAACGUGAAAGUGAGAUUCCAAGAGUUCUUCCUUGUGGAGCCCGGAAUUCCGCUGGAUUCCUGCACCAAGGACUACGUCGAAAUCAACAAUGUGAAGUACUGUGGUCACCGGGAAAACUUGGUGGUAUCGAGUCAAACCAACCAAAUUACUGUCCGCUUCCAUUCAGACUCUUCAUUCGUGGACAGUGGCUUUCAGGCGGAGUUCUUGUCUUAUGACUCUAAUGACCCGUGCCCAGGCAGAUUCAGCUGUCCCAGCGGCAACUGCAUCGACAAGUCGAGGCUCUGCGAUGGCUGGCUGGACUGCCGGGAUGGUGCUGACGAGAGGAACUGCACUUGUACAGAGAAGCAGUUCCAGUGCCAGAAUGGCUGGUGCAAGUCGAAGUUCUGGGUGUGCGACGGUGUGAACGAUUGUGGGGACAACAGUGAUGAGCUGCAGUGCCAAUGUCCAGCCGAUAACUUCAAAUGCAGCAACGGAAAAUGCAUCCCGGGCCCCCAGAAGUGUGACGGCAAGGACGACUGCGGGGAUGGCAGCGAUGAGGGCAAGUGUGACUCCACCGCCGUCGUUCCCUGCCAACAAUACACCUAUAAAUGCCGCAACAGUUUGUGCGUGAACAAGAGGAAUCCAGAGUGUGAUGGCAAGAAGGACUGUAGUGAUAACUCAGAUGAGGACAACUGCAACUGCGGCAUACGAAGCUACAGCAAGCAGUCCCGAAUCGUAGGUGGGCAGGAUGCGGAUGUGGGCGAGUGGCCCUGGCAGGUGAGCCUGCAUGCACGAGAUGAGGGCCAUGUCUGCGGGGCCUCCUUGAUUUCGGAGAAGUGGCUGGUGACGGCAGCACAUUGCUUUCGGCAGUUAAACUUUGUCAGGUAUGAGGAUCCCAAGAUAUGGACAGCUUUUCUGGGGCUUCAUGACCAGCAGAAAAGAUCCAGCAGCUAUGUUCAGAAGCGGAGCAUCAAGAGCAUCAUCCGCCACAACUAUUUCAACGACUAUACCUUUGACUUUGAUAUUGCUGUGAUGGAACUGUCCAGCCCAGUCACCUUCAGCAAGGAGAUUCAGCCCAUAUGCCUGCCUGAUGCCAGCCAUGAAUUCCCUGCUGGCAAAGCCAUCUGGGUGACUGGAUGGGGAGCUACUAAAGAGGAAGGUAUCGGUGCCACAAUUUUGCAGAAGGCAGAAAUCAGGGUGAUCAAUCAGACCAUGUGCAACACACUGCUGCCCAAUCAGAUGACAGUGCGCAUGAUGUGCGUCGGGAUCCUCGCAGGAGGUGUUGAUGCCUGCCAGGGAGAUUCCGGUGGACCCCUGACCAGCAUAGAAACCAACAACAGGAUGUUUCUGGCUGGCAUAGUCAGCUUUGGAGACGGCUGUGCCCGACGGAACAAGCCAGGUGUCUACACUCGGGUCACACAGCUACGGGACUGGAUCAAAGAGAAAACAGGCGUGUAGGUAGCCUUGGUGGCUGAGAUGAUGGCACAUCUCCAGUGGAUUUUUUUGUCUCUGGGUCUGUCGAGCUGGUGGUUGAAGACAUCCCCACUUGAUGUGAUGGGAACUCAGCAUACCUUUGUCGCUCCCAUAUCUUCUUGUCUGUUCAUUGAGUUUUGUGUUGGCUACGGUUGGGUUUUAGUUUUUGUUUUGGACAGAAAAUGAUACAUCUGGAUUACUUGUGUAUGGCCCAUCAGAUGGACAGCUACCAUUUCUAGUUCUCUCCCACCUCUGCAAAUAUUUUCCACCCCUCCAUCUCAAGAGACUGGAUGAAUUUUUCUUUUAAUGGAAACCUGUUUCUUGGAGGGUUCAAAUCUAUGUGCAGGGACCAGGUGCUCUGCAGCAGAACAUUCCUCUGGAGGGAAGGCCCCAGUGGGAAUGGACCACAUGGCCCUUAAGUGCCCACCAGUUAACAGUGUGAAGGAAGAGGACUGUCUGCUCAGAAAUGAAGUUGCAUUGUGUGUAGGUUUCUGGAGACCUGGCAGGACGAAGCGAGAAUCUUUGGCUUUAUGACUAAUCCACAUAGCCAGUGUCUGUGACCUGUGCAUUUCUUUCCCACUUCUCAUCUUGCAUGCUCCAGCCCAUGAAUGUGACAGCAGCUAUAAUGCUCUUAAGCAAAACAGCUUUGAAGGCAGUGGCUGCCUUUAUUCCUUCUGUUUCCUGGCUUGCAGUCAUCCAGGGACGUAAUAGUAUGGGAAAGUGUUUUAUCCCAGCAUCCUGUGCUGGCAAACCAUUUUCUGACAUUGCCCACCAAGGACAGAUGGUGAUACCCAACUUCAUCCAUGGGGGCUGGGUACUAGCACUGGAACUGCUGAUUUUUUGUCUUACUUUCCCCCAUCUUCCAAAGCAUAUGUUUUGAUGUUAUCAGCACAAGUUGUUUAUAACUUUCUGUAGCCAAGAGGGACAGUCUUGCUGCUGUAGUUGGAAGAAGUCUGCAGUGGCAGUGGUCUACCUGGGUGCCCCACUAAUUGAUGCUUCUUUGCAUUUAGCACUGCAUUUUAGCAAUAUGCUCUGUAGACUUGUUAUAUGCUUUGCUGAAAUAUCUCAGAUUUGGUUCCCUCCCUUCCCAAGUUCUUAGCUUGCUUCUGUUUUCUCUGUGGCCGACAGCAGGUCACUCUGGCUCCAUGGACUAGUUAAAACAUUUUGUCAUCUUCUGUGUCAACACAGUUUUCCAAAGCAAGGCUUCUGUUGUCCUUGAAGGCCGAUUCAGGCCAUCACUGGCUUUUGCCUGGUGGUUAAACCUUUGGUUGCCUUCAAUGUUAAAGCCUAGAACCAAAUAUGAAACUCUUGAAAUUCUGUGCCUUGUUCUAAAGGUCCUGUUGAAAUAUGGAGGGCUGGACUCGUGUGCCUUAACUGGUUGCAGGAUUGUACCUUGUUGGGUGGAAAUUGCUCUGAAAAUGUUUUCACUGCAGAGCAUGCCUUUACACAUGAGUAGGCAGCCAGGUGCUCUCUAGAACAUUUGGACUACAGUUCCUAUCAUUACCAGCCACAUGAUUGGGGAUUGUGGAAGUUGUAGUCUAAACCAUCUGAAUGGCACCUUGCUGAGGAGCAGGGUUAUGGGUGCAGGUAGGUGAUCAUGAACAGCAAGGGGAUGUUGGAUCUUCACAUGACUAAUUUCUGACUUGAGCUUUUUCAAAAAGUACCAAGGUGGAUCUUGAAUAUUGUAUAUCCCCCUGAGCAAGAAGCGUUCUAAGAUAAGAUACCCAUUUUGACAAGUUGUGUGAGAUGCUGUACAUUUCCCCUUAAGUUCUGAGCUGGGCACUCCAUUGUGUACUGAGAAUGGUAUUCUGGCAUUUGUCAUCUUUCGGAAGGAGUUGUGUGGCAGGUUGAGGCAAGGAUGGGCAAGUUGUGGCCCUCUAGAUGUUUUGGUGUAUCUCUCGCAACACGCUUCAUUAUUGGCCAUGCUGGUUGACGCUCACAGAAGAUGUAAGCCGAAAGAGUUGGAGAGCAACCUGUUGUCCACCCCUUGCUAGGUGGCCAUCAUGGGACUGCGCUCUCUGGAGCGAAUGGAUCUAAGACACUAGCUGCACUUUGAAUACAUCCCCCUGCCCUGUUAUUUCUUAAUAGAAGUAGGUAGAGCCAUAAAGUUAGUGCACUAACGGGGCCUGCGUGUCCACCACAGCCCAGUGUUGCUUAAUGCAGCUGCGUGGAUUGCAGCGUGUCCAGCAGCCAUGGUGAACGUUCAGCCUCCAGCAGGAGAUUGUCCUAGUUUAUCAUAUUAUCUGCACCUGGGCAGCACGGGUUGUAGUGUAACCACUCCCUCCUUGGGAACAGAAUAAUUAGCAUGGCUGCCGGUACACACUGCAACC
This is a messenger RNA of Varanus komodoensis (Komodo dragon), 5135 nucleotides long. RefSeq names its product ST14 transmembrane serine protease matriptase (gene ST14). Gene Ontology annotation, molecular function: protein binding; serine-type endopeptidase activity. Gene Ontology annotation, biological process: acrosome reaction; proteolysis. The transcript has 19 exons. NCBI's taxonomy places the organism in Eukaryota, Metazoa, Chordata, Lepidosauria, Squamata, Varanidae. Gene Ontology annotation, cellular component: membrane. Bases 196 to 2790 code for a protein of 864 amino acids. The record is from RefSeq and is a predicted model, not a curated record.